UCUCUGUGGCGCAAUCGGUUAGCGCGUUCGGCUGUUAACCGAAAGGAGGACGGUUGUGUACACUGCUCGGGCGCGAUCACAGGAAAAAAGCGGGUCGGAACCGCUCAGUUUGUGGUUCCGGUUUCCGCUGGUGUCUAUUUGGGCGUUGGACCAGAACCGGAACUCUUUGGAAGACGGACCACAGAGGUUGUCUGAAGGCCGAGGCCAAGAUGGCGGCGCUGGCGGCUCCUGGCUUGCUCUCUGUACGGAUCCUGGGUCUGCGCCCAGGCACAGUGGCCCAGCUGCGCAGAGCCCACCAGAGUGUGGCAGCCACUGGGAGCCCGAGCAGCACACAGUCUGCCGUGUCCAAGGCUGGAGCUGGAGCCGUGGUCCCUAAGCCCUCCCAUCUUCCCAGAAGCCGGGCCGAGUAUGUAGUGACCAAGCUGGAUGACCUCAUCAACUGGGCGCGCCGGAGCUCCCUGUGGCCUAUGACCUUUGGCUUGGCGUGCUGUGCCGUGGAGAUGAUGCACAUGGCUGCCCCGCGCUAUGACAUGGACCGCUUUGGUGUGGUGUUCCGUGCCAGCCCACGCCAGGCUGACGUGAUGAUCGUAGCUGGCACGCUCACCAACAAGAUGGCUCCAGCACUCCGCAAGGUGUACGACCAGAUGCCCGAACCCCGCUAUGUGGUGUCCAUGGGGAGCUGUGCCAAUGGCGGUGGCUACUACCACUACUCCUACUCGGUUGUUCGUGGCUGUGACCGAAUUGUGCCAGUGGACAUCUAUGUGCCAGGCUGCCCGCCCACGGCCGAGGCGCUGCUCUACGGCAUCUUGCAGCUGCAGCGGAAGAUCAAGCGCGAACAGAAGCUGAAGAUCUGGUACCGCAGGUAGAGCUGCCAGGCUGGACGUGAGGAUCCCGAAAUCCCUGUGAAUAAACCCGCCCUGAUCCA
Molecule: messenger RNA, 925 nt
Organism: Rattus rattus (black rat)
Lineage: Eukaryota; Metazoa; Chordata; Mammalia; Rodentia; Muridae
Gene: Ndufs7
Product: NADH:ubiquinone oxidoreductase core subunit S7
Exons: 9
Coding region: 210-866 (218 amino acids)
Biological process (GO): electron transport coupled proton transport; mitochondrial respiratory chain complex I assembly; aerobic respiration
Molecular function (GO): 4 iron, 4 sulfur cluster binding; quinone binding; NADH dehydrogenase (ubiquinone) activity
Source: RefSeq, a predicted model, not a curated record